CUGUCCCGACCCCCGGCCUGGCCCAUCCGGCCCUCUCGGCUGAACGGUUCCGCCGGGCACGCAGGCGGCCUCCCGAGCAGCCCAAGCCCAUGAGGGCCGCGCGCCCAGCCACCGGCGCUGACGAGACGGAGCUCCCCGGCCCCCGAGGAGGAGCGGAGGAUCAAUGCGGUUCAAGAAUCGAUUCCAGCGGUUCAUGAACCACCGGGCUCCAGCCAAUGGCCGCUACAAACCAACUUGCUAUGAACAUGCUGCUAACUGUUACACACACGCAUUCCUCAUUGUUCCGGCCAUUGUGGGCAGCGCCCUCCUCCAUCGGCUGUCAGAUGACUGCUGGGAAAAGAUAACAGCAUGGAUUUACGGAAUGGGCCUCUGUGCCCUCUUCAUCGUGUCCACAGUAUUUCACAUUGUAUCGUGGAAAAAGAGUCACUUAAGGACAGUGGAGCAUUGUUUUCACAUGUGUGAUAGAAUGGUUAUCUAUUUCUUCAUUGCUGCUUCUUAUGCUCCAUGGUUAAACCUCCGUGAACUUGGACCCCUGGCAUCUCAUAUGCGUUGGUUCAUUUGGCUCAUGGCAGCUGGAGGAACCAUUUAUGUAUUUCUCUACCAUGAAAAGUAUAAAGUGGUUGAACUCUUUUUCUAUCUCACAAUGGGAUUUUCCCCAGCAUUGGUGGUGACAUCAAUGAAUAACACCGAUGGACUUCAUGAACUUGCCUGUGGGGGCUUAAUUUAUUGUCUGGGAGUUGUGUUCUUCAAGAGCGACGGCAUCAUUCCAUUUGCCCACGCCAUCUGGCACCUGUUUGUGGCCACGGCCGCUGCGGUGCAUUACUACGCCAUUUGGAAAUAUCUGUACCGAAGUCCCACAGACUUUAUGCGGCAUUUAUGA
This is a messenger RNA of Elephantulus edwardii (Cape elephant shrew), 880 nucleotides long. RefSeq names its product monocyte to macrophage differentiation-associated (gene MMD). Gene Ontology annotation, molecular function: pore-forming activity. Lineage: Eukaryota; Metazoa; Chordata; Mammalia; Macroscelidea; Macroscelididae. The record is from RefSeq and is a predicted model, not a curated record. The transcript has 7 exons. Gene Ontology annotation, cellular component: membrane. Bases 164 to 880 code for a protein of 238 amino acids.